AUGAAGGCCACCGGCCUCCUCUCCUUCCUGCCCAUGACCGCCGCCAAAGUCCUCUGGGACGGCCGCUUCAAUGACCUAAACUCCUCGUCGGACCUCAACAAGUGGUCCUGGUCCAACCAAGUCGGGCCCUACCAGUACUACAUCCACGGCUCCGGCGACGUGACGAAGUACGUCAACCUCUCGCCCUCGUACAAGAAUCCGGCCGACGCGGCCUCAAAGCAGGGGGUCAAGAUCACGCUGGACAGCACGGCCUACUGGAACGGCCAGAAUAUGCGGCGCACCGAGCUCAUCCCGCAGACGAAAGCCGCCAUCGCGUCGGGCAAAGUGUGGUACCACUUUAGCAUCUCGCGCAAGGACACCAGUGCGCCGAGCGUCUUCCGCGAGCACCAGAUUGCGUUCUUCGAGAGCCACUUCACCGAGCUCAAGAGCGGGUGGAUCAGCGGCGAGUCGGCGGUGAACAAUACGAAUUUGCAAUUCAUGGUGCAGCAGAAGAGCCUGUGGAAGACGGAGUGGAAGCCGGAUACGUGGCAAAACGUCGCCUACGAGAUUAACUUUUCCAGCGGAAGCGUUGGCUUCUGGCAUUCCGAGGGCAGUGCUCCUCUGCAGCAGGUUGUGGCUCCCGUGUCUGCUUCGACAUCUUCCAACGGCCAGGACUGGCACCUGGGCGUCCUCGAGCUUCCCCGCGACGGCUACGCGGACACCAACGAGGACUUUUACUUCUCUGGCGUCUACGUUGAAGAUACUGCCAUCACGACCUCUGUCACUGGACCUGGUGAGUCUUCGGCAGUGAGAUCCCACGAGUUGAGUAAAACUGACGCGGAUGGGCAUAGCAGCGUGAGAGAAUGUCACAUCCCUCAUGAAGGAGGACUGAGGGACUGA
Colletotrichum orchidophilum is the source of this 879-nucleotide messenger RNA. RefSeq lists its product as uncharacterized. The transcript has 2 exons. The record is from RefSeq and is a predicted model, not a curated record. The coding region runs from base 1 to 879 and encodes 292 amino acids. Lineage: Eukaryota; Fungi; Ascomycota; Sordariomycetes; Glomerellales; Glomerellaceae.